Molecule: messenger RNA, 2312 nt
Organism: Nematolebias whitei (Rio pearlfish)
Lineage: Eukaryota; Metazoa; Chordata; Actinopteri; Cyprinodontiformes; Rivulidae
Gene: entrep2
Product: family with sequence similarity 189 member A1
Exons: 10
Coding region: 1-2283 (760 amino acids)
Source: RefSeq, a predicted model, not a curated record
AUGGACGUCUCUGACAGCACGGUGCCAGGUCUGUCAGGGGUGCAGUGCAGGUCUGGGGUGCUGACCCUGAGCCCGUUGGUGGAGGCAGCCGGACCGGACUUUUCCAGUGUCCGAGAGGUGGUUUCAUUGUUUGGGGUCCAAUCUGCCAGGCUGGUGCAGCACUUCCUGGACCUGGUGAGGGAGAGGAUGACAGCUGGGGAGGGGCAUCUCCUGCAGCUGUGGUCCAUGGAGGAUCGCCUGCCUGACCCAGCGGACCCUUUCCCAGACAUCCACCUGGAUCCUGACUUCACUGACAGUAGUGGUCCUCUGCUACGCAGCACAGACCCAAAGAUAGACUUGUGCAGAACGGGUCCUAAAGUUCUGCUCUCUGGACUCAUCGGGGUGGUGUCAUGGAAGAGGCCUCUGUCCCUCGUGCCUCCUCCUCUGUCUCGCCUCCUGCAGGAGCUGCUGUUCAGCGUCUGUGCUCUGAACGUCAUCUCCACCAUCGUGUGUGCCCUCGCCACGGCCAUGUGCUGCAUGCAGAUGGUGUCAACCGAUGUGCUGCAGAUGUUUAUGCCGCACAGAGCUCGAGCCUUACAUGCUGAGUGUGUGACUCCACACGGCACCAUCCUCCAUCAAACCCUGGACUUUGACGAGUUCGUCCCCCCCAUCCCUCCACCUCCGUACUACCCCCCAGAGUACACCUGCACCCCAUCAAUGGAUGGACAGAGAGGUCUACAUCUGGACUUCCCCCACUCUCCCUUCAGUGCCAUCUACGGGGUGCCUAUAAACAGUCCAGGGACCCUUUAUCCAACGGACCUGCCCCCUCCAUACGAGUCUGUGGUGGGCCAGACCCCUGCCAGCCAGGUGACCACCAGCGUGGAGCAGCCGGCCACUGGGUCCAGACGCACCGCUGCAGGGCUCAGCGCGCAGGCCUCGGUGGACAGUGCCUCGCUGAUGGUGUCGGAGGUGGUGGAUCAGGACCAGACCUGCUCCUCAGAGGAUCUGUGCUCCCUGGAGGUGCAGGGUUCUGACUCCUCUCCAUUCGGCACGCUGCAGGCGGCCCCCACCGACGGGAGCUGCACCAGUUUGGAACUUUACACCCGUGCCUCCUCCCAUCGUGGUUUUCCUAACGAUGAUGCUCGCCCCAGUGACACGGGUUACAGCGAGUCCUCGCACACCCAGGACUCCCUGGAGCGCUCGCCAGACUGGUCCUCGGAGAACUUUAGUAAUCUAGACCAGGAGGACUCGACGGAGAACGCACAUCCAUGUGAGGAACUCAGGGCUGCCGUGCACAUUUGUGACGAGCUGGCCUCAGCCAAACAUUUACCGGAGGAGCCGCAGAAAGCGCCGGCACAUUCUCUGAUCAAAGCACGAAUGAUGAGCAGGAAGCUCACCCUCCCCGUCACUCUCCCCCCACCGCCACAGCCUUGCUCCCCCACCUCUGUGGCCUCCUCUGGUGGAACUUCAGCCAUCAGCCCAAUGGCCCCCUCCCCUUCCCCGUCCCCUCCUGCCAGGCCACGAGGCCCCAGGCUGUGCUUCAGCGUUUGGUCACCCUCCUCAUCAUCACAGCCCCCAUCUUCCUUGAGCCAAAGUGGCCCGUCCCCCUCAGAGAGGCCUCGGACUUUCAGAGCAGCCAGGAGGUACCGCAAACUGGCCCGCAUCGUCCGGUCCACCAGUGACCCCAUCUCCUGCUCCACAGGAAGACAAACUCAUGUUUGCAGCUCUGCCAAUAACCCAGCUGCUGAAGCUUACACUCGUGCAUCUCCAGAACAUGAGACGAGAGACAUUUCAGCAGAAGUAGUUGGAGCCAAACCCACUCGUGCGCUCGUCUCAAAGCAGCAGAAGGACGGGAGGAAAGUUGACAUCCACCUCAAACCCCGCCCUCCGUACACGCACGCCCCCCAUGAGCCCCCGCACUCCCUGGCUGACCUGAAGAUGUACAAAGACACCAAAAUACUAGUGGCCAAAUUCCUGGAGCACUCGAGCUGCAGUCUACCUCCUGAAGUCCAGCAGGUUGUCAACAGCAUCAAGUGUGUCAUUAAAUCUGACGAGAAACACAUGGAGGAGGCCAUCUUCAGUGCCAACGUCAUCGACCAGGUGAUGACUCAGCACAUCAUGGGCAGUCCCAGGAACCGUGACCAUGAGGAUCUCCAUCUACAGAGCUGCGGUGCUUUGAGUUCAUCCCCGUCCCCGUCUGUGUGCCGAUCAAAACACCUCCCUGAAGAACACAGCUCCUCCACCGACCCACAGGGCUCCCCCCGCUCUGAACACCGCCUCGAGUGCAAAGAAACGAUUCUCUGACCAGUCUCCAGCAAGGACUGGGUUCUCCU